This is a messenger RNA of Hevea brasiliensis (rubber tree), 1403 nucleotides long. RefSeq names its product phenylacetaldehyde reductase. The record is from RefSeq and is a predicted model, not a curated record. The coding region runs from base 56 to 1081 and encodes 341 amino acids. The transcript has 6 exons. Lineage: Eukaryota; Viridiplantae; Streptophyta; Magnoliopsida; Malpighiales; Euphorbiaceae. Gene Ontology annotation, molecular function: oxidoreductase activity, acting on the CH-OH group of donors, NAD or NADP as acceptor.
UAGCUCAUAGCUUACGCCAUGUGUCCGAUUACUACAAUCAAGCUUUUGUCGACAUAUGUUUCUGCACUUAAGACUUUGUGGAGGGGAAGCUUCUGAAAGAGAUAGAAUGAGUGGAGAAGGAAGGGUAGUGUGUGUAACAGGAGGCGCAGGUUUCAUAGCUUCAUGGUUGGUCAAGCUCUUACUUCUGCGAGGUUAUACAGUUAAAGCCACUGUUCGUGAUCCAAAGGAUCCUAAGAAAACGGAACACUUGCUUGCUCUUGAUGGAGCCAAAGAAAGGCUUCACUUGUUCAAAGCAAAUUUAGUGGAAGAGGGAUCUUUUGAUGGAAUUAUUGAUGGUUGUGGUGGUGUAUUUCACACAGCUUCACCUGUGAUUCUUUCAACGAGUAACCCUGAGGCAGAUUUGCUUGAACCAGCAGUGAAGGGAACGCUGAAUGUUCUUAAGUCAUGUGCAAAAGUUCCUUCUAUCAAAAGAGUGGUUAUAACAUCUUCUAUGACAACAGUAAUGUUCAAUGGAAAACCUCUCAGCCCUGAUGUGGUUGUUGAUGAGACCUGGUUUUCCGAUAGAGCUUUUUGUCAGGAAAAGAAGAUUUGGUAUGCUGUUUCAAAAACCUUAGCUGAGGAUGUUGCUUGGAAAUUUGCAAAAGAAAAUGGAAUUGACUUGGUUACACUGCAUCCAGGAUGGGUGAUUGGUCCUUUCUUGCAGCCAACUAUUAAUCUCACUUUGGAGGUGAUUUUGAACAACAUAAAUGGAGCUCAGAUAUUUCCAAAUGAGAACCUUAGAUUGGUUGAUGUUCGAGAUGUUGCAAAUGCACAUAUUCAAGCUUUUGAAAGACCUUCAGCUAGUGGCAGAUACUGUUUAGUUGCAAGGGUUACACACUUCUCUGAAGUUUUGGAGAUUGUGCAUGAACACUACCCCACUUUGGGACUUCCUGAAAGAUGUGCAGAUGACAAGCCUUUUGUGUCAAAAUAUGAGGUAUCUAAAGAAAAAGUGAAAACUUUGGGUAUCGAUUUCAUUCCUGUGGAGGUUACUCUUAAGGACACAAUUGAAAGUUUGAAGGAUAAGGGCUUUCUGAACAUCUAAAUGAUGUGAUUAUAAUCUUUGAGUGUGUAUCUCUUACCAGUGCAAGAAGCAAGUUCGAAGCUUUGCUCUUUCUUCUGCACAUAAUUUGUUUGUGGUUGAUGUCUAGCUUAGACGUGGUACACUUUAUUGAUUGGUCAAAGGAUUUUAAGAAAUGCUAUUGUAAUAGAGGAGUUUUGUUACCCUUGUAUGCAAUGCACUUGCAGACUUCCAUUUGCUUUUGCAGAGAGGUUGUUUCUGUGAUUUGAAGCCCUGUAUAUUAAUGCGAGAACAUUGUGUACUCUAUAUUAUUCACAACAUUAAUUCGGCCCUUGCGUAUCCAAAA